GAAAAGAAAAAUCUGAUACUCAUUAAUCAAAGCUUAGCUUUCACAGCAGAAAAUCAUCAAACACUUGCGACGGAGACAGUAGUGGAGAGAGAGAGAGAGAGAGAGAGAGAUCUGAAAGGCUUCUCUCUACUUUUGUCCUCCACUGAUUUCUAGAGAGAAAAAAAAACUGAGUUCUGGAAAGAGAAACAAAGCGGAAAUGGCGAACGGUGGAGGUGGCGGUUAUGGCGAUGCUAGCCAGAAGAUAGACUACGUCUUCAAGGUCGUGUUGAUAGGAGACUCGGCGGUCGGAAAAUCUCAGAUUCUGGCGAGGUUCGCGAGGAACGAGUUCAGUUUAGACUCGAAAGCCACAAUCGGCGUCGAGUUCCAGACGAGGACUCUCGUCAUCCAGCACAAGAGCGUCAAGGCUCAGAUCUGGGACACUGCUGGCCAAGAGAGAUACAGAGCAGUGACAAGUGCAUACUACAGGGGUGCUGUUGGCGCAAUGCUGGUUUACGACAUAACCAAACGCCAGACCUUUGAUCACAUUCCGCGUUGGCUUGAAGAGCUACGUAACCAUGCGGACAAGAACAUAGUCAUCAUUCUGAUUGGAAACAAAACUGAUCUGGAGGACCAGCGUGCAGUUCCUACCGAAGACGCCAAAGAAUUUGCACAGAAAGAGGAACUUUUCUUCUUGGAGACUUCAGCACUGCAAUCAACUAACGUCGAGAAUGCCUUCUUGACCGUGCUGACCGAGAUCUUUAACAUUGUGAACAAGAAGAACCUAGCUGCUGAUGAAAACCAAGGAAAUGGUAAUCCUGCAUCGCUUUCUGGCAAGAAGAUCCUUGUCCCAGGUCCUGCGCAGGUUAUCCCGGAGAAGAAAAUGUGCUGUAAAUCAUCGUGAUUGAGUCUCAUUUAAGUAGGGGGUUUCUCCUCAAUAUAGGGUUUCAUCUUUGCAUUCUUAGUAGCAAUUUUUUCGAAGGGUGGUGCAUUUUUACUUUGUAUAUCUUUACGUUUGGUUUAGCUUUAGUUUGCGUUGGCAGCUGAACCAGUAGCACGUUAUGUGAUAUGGGGAGGAAAAAGAAAAAAAAAACUAAAGAUGAAGCUGAGAUGCGGAUUUUGCAUGUCAGUAGUCUGUUGUGAA
This is a messenger RNA of Morus notabilis, 1120 nucleotides long. Its product is annotated as ras-related protein Rab11D. Gene Ontology annotation, cellular component: endosome. The record is from RefSeq and is a predicted model, not a curated record. Lineage: Eukaryota; Viridiplantae; Streptophyta; Magnoliopsida; Rosales; Moraceae. Bases 197 to 880 code for a protein of 227 amino acids. Gene Ontology annotation, molecular function: GTP binding; GTPase activity. The transcript is spliced from 2 exons.